Boleophthalmus pectinirostris (great blue-spotted mudskipper) is the source of this 2640-nucleotide messenger RNA. It is a transcript of the gene vaspb, whose product is annotated as vasodilator stimulated phosphoprotein b. The record is from RefSeq and is a predicted model, not a curated record. Lineage: Eukaryota; Metazoa; Chordata; Actinopteri; Gobiiformes; Gobiidae. Gene Ontology annotation, biological process: actin cytoskeleton organization; axon guidance; positive regulation of actin filament polymerization. Gene Ontology annotation, molecular function: SH3 domain binding; profilin binding.
CAGCGGCAGUCCAUCGAUUGGCCUCGGAAAUCGGACCCUCGCCGCAGUUUGUUUUCACCAGAACCUUCAGCGGAGCAGGGCUGAGGGUGCGCGCCGCCAGCAGUGAGUCAAGUAUUUGCCAGGCUCGGGCCACUGUGAUGAUCUAUGAUGAUGGCAAUAAGAAGUGGCUUCCUGCAGGUACUGGACCACAGGCUUUUAGCAGAGUUCAGAUCUAUCACAACCCAACCAACAAUGCCUUCAGGAUAGUGGGACGAAAGAUGCAGACAGACCAGCAGGUGGUAAUAAACUGUCCAAUAGUAAAAGGUUUAAAGUAUAACCAAGCCACACCUAACUUUCACCAAUGGCGGGAUGCUCGACAAGUCUGGGGGCUCAACUUCGGUAGCAAGGAAGAUGCGGCUUUAUUUGCCAAUGGCAUGGCCCAUGCUCUUGACGUGCUUAACUCCAUGGCAGAUGCAGGUUAUGCAACACUUCCUCGAGCAGUGGCAAAUGGGCCAUCUCAAGAGGAGAUUGAACAACAACGAAGAUUGGAGCAACAACGAUUGGAGCAGGAGCGCCUGGAGAGAGAGAGACAGGAGAGAGAGAGACAAGAGCGUGAACGUCAAGAAAGGGAGAGACUGGAGAGAGAGAUGUUGGAAAGAGAGAGACAAGCAGCUGCAGUCAUGGCUCCUCCAGCCCCUCCACCUCCACCCAUGGCCCCAGCAGCUCCUGCCCCACCACCUGCCCCCCCUGCACCUCGCCCCUCCAGCCCCCCUCCACCACCAGGCCCACCUGCAGCACCCUCUGGGGGCAUUCCUCCGCCCCCAGGACCCCCUCCUGUAGGGGGAAUCCCACCUCCUCCACCGCUGCCCUCUGGCGGUGGUGGAGGGGGGGGUGGACUGGGAGGAGGGGGAGGCUUGGCAGCAGCUUUAGCAGGAGCCAAGCUACGGAGAGUUUCAAAGCAGGAGGAUUCAUCACCGGUAUCAACAGGCCGAGGUGAUGCCAGUCGCAGCAGCAACUCUUCAAUUGGUGGAGGAGGAGGAGGAGAUCUGAUGGGUGAGAUGAGCGCCAUCUUAGCACGAAGGAGAAAAGCUGCAAAUGCUGGAGAGAAGGCACCUGUGAAAAAACAAGAAAAUAACGAUGAUUCAGAAUCUCCCAGUCUAAAUGACUCAACGGUCAGAAGACCUUGGGAGAAAUCUUCAACGAUCAGGAAUAACUCCAUCAGCAAGAACAUGGACUCCGUUUCCCAAAGUUCCAGACCAAAGCCAUUAGGCAACAAUGACUCAGGUGGUGGUUUUGAUGACUCUGAAUUAGAAAAACUGAAACAGGAGAUCCUAGAAGAGGUGCGAAAAGAAUUGCAGAAGGUUAAAGAAGAGAUCAUUGGAGCUUUUAUUCAGGAGCUACAAAAGAGAGGCACGUAAUUGUGGCGUCAGGUGUAACGGAGAGUGAGAUAAAAUGCAGUUCCGGGCUUUUGAAAUCCAUCUUCAUUGCGCCUUCCCGAGGAGCCCAGGAAUGUCUCAUUUUCUCUUGGACACUCAAACUUGAUGAUGCUCUGUUCCACAAACACAUGUGAGCAGACCAAUGCUUAUGUGUACUAUAUCAUGCAAAAUCACUUCAUGUAAACAGUAUCUCGGGGCACUUCCUCAGCAUUCACCAAUACUGCACCGGCAAUGCCACAUGUCCUUGUUUUGUAAGUUCCUCUUGUGCUUUUGAUGAUUAAAACAACAAUUCAGGCCAUAGAGCAAUAGGCACAGCUUCCUUUUCCAUUUGUUGAAAUGUACAUUCGGCAUAAAAAUGUCUUGCUCAAAAUUUUUGCAAUUCAUUUUUUUUGUUAUAAGGCCGACUUUAAUCAGGUUUUUCUAUUCAGGGAUCAUGUAUGACCAUAUUUACUGUAAGAACAAUAUGCUGGCAUGCUGUGAUUUUCAACUGAUUUUUAUUGCAUUUUCUAAAAUCAACCACUGCUACAGAACUGCUACAAAACUUGGAAAUGUACAGAAAGGUUACCAGGUGAAAUGGAGAAAGGAAAGCACACAAGAUGCACCAGCACCUGAGAUGCCAUUGAUCAAAGAGCAACUUUGGACAGCAAAUACCAGUUUGUGAAAAAAUAACCUAGACCCUAACUGCUGUAUUAGAGGUGCUGUAUAUGGAGGAGACAGGCAAAGGGAAACUGACGGUGAUAAUGAGUGUUUUUUUGUAGUUUUAUGAUGUGUCUAUGCACUUGUUUUGGAGGACGUUUGUGUGCGUGUGUCACACUGCCUUGAUAGACUAUUCCCUUACACAAAAUGAGAUAUUUCUUCUGGCCAGUGGUAUUUUACUGUGCUUCAUAUUUCCAUUCUAGUUGUUUUCAAAUGUUAUUCAGAUAUUGAUAUGGCCAAGAAUAGGUCAAUUUGUUUGGCCAAGACCAACUGCCUUCAGAAUAAAUAUAUAAAUGUAUAUGUAUAUGGAAAUAUCUAUCUUUUGAGGGAAAUUAAAUGGUGUUUAUUUUAAUUGAAUUGCCUGGUGAAUGGGUAUUUGGUUCAUUGUUUUCUUAUGAGAUGUUAUUUUGGGUGUACUACUUUUUUUUUCUAUAGUCUAGGCUUUUUACACUGAAAAUAAAGAAAACAGCUUAGAGACACUGGAUUAGAAAUGCCUUUAUAGUCGAAUACAGCUGCUUUUUAAAAUGCA